GCCCUAGAGCCGAUGGACAAAACAAAGGGUUGAACAAGUGCAAAGGUAAAAGGUUGUUGACUCGGCUGUGAAUCGAAGGCGGUGCAGUAUGGGCAAGAGGCGAGAGAAGCGAGUAGCAACCGCCACCGGUUCAAACCACCGUCGUGACCGACAUCGGACGACCGACUCGGCCGCCGAUUCAAACCCUAACCGGGACCGCAAGCUCUUCAUCAUCUUCGUCGUCUUCUUCAUCGUCCUUCCCGCCAUUUCCCUAAUUGUAUACACUACUCUAUUCGCUUCACGCACAGACACUUCUCUCCCAAACUCACACCAACCAGGCCUCGCCAAGAUCGACAUGAAUUACCUCCAAGUCCUAACUGAGAAUUCAAAGUUAUCGGAGAAUACAUCUCACCGGCAUUUUAGGAAUCCAGUACUGGCCUACAUUACUCCAUGGAACUCAAGAGGCUAUGAUAUUGCAAAGACAUUCAACUCCAAGUUUACUCAUCUAUCGCCUGUGUGGUAUGACCUGAAGAGCCAAGGGACCAAGUUAGUUCUGGAGGGAAGACAUAAUGCUGAUAAAGGAUGGCUUUCAGAGCUUAGAAUGAAAGGAAAUGCUCUGGUUUUACCGAGAGUGGUUCUAGAAGCAUUUCCCAAUGAGCUGUUGAAAAAGAAGCAGCAGAGGAAAAAAGCAAUUGACCUUAUAGUGAGAGAAUGCGAGGAAAUGGAAUAUGAUGGUAUUGUGCUUGAAUCUUGGUCAAGGUGGGCGGCAUAUAGAGUCUUGCAUGAUCCAGACAUGCGGAAUACGGCACUUCAGUUCAUAAAGGAAUUUGGACAAGCACUACAUGCUGUGAGCUUAGAGAGGAACAGUAAGCAACGUUUGCAAUUAGUGUAUGUUAUCGGUCCACCAUAUUCGGAGAAGCUUCAAGAGCAUGACUUUGGACCAGAAGAUCUCAAAAGCUUGAGUGAUGAUGUGGAUGGUUUUUCACUUAUGACCUAUGACUACUCAAAUCCUCAGCAUCCGGGUCCCAAUGCUCCUCUAAAGUGGAUCCAUUCUACUUUGCAGCUGCUCCUUGGUACCUCCAGUAGUGGUGCUCAGAGCCUGGCUCAUAAGAUAUUUAUUGGUAUCAAUUUCUAUGGGAAUGACUUCACCCUCUCAGAAGGUAUGUCACUUCAUACCAUGUUAACAAAAACAGAAAAUUAUGCUAUGGAGACCCUCAAUGCAGUUGGAUUGACACCCAUCUCUGUUUUCUCAGACAGAAGAUCAGAACCCAGAAAAACUCUCUCUCCCCCAACAACUUUCCCAUUCAAAUUCCCAAAUUCUAACCCUAACCCACCAAAUUUUCAAGUGGGUUUCUCAAAUUUGUCAAGGAGUUUUGGUGGGGGUCUAGUGCUAUUAUCUUCAUUUCUCAAUUCUGGGUUUUCUAGGGCUUUGACAUAUGAAGAAGCCGCACAACAAUCAGUGAGCGCAACCACUUUAAUUCCCAGUUCUGACUUCGAUUUUGGUGGGUUUGUUGAUGAUAUCGUCAAUUUCGCAGUAGAUAAUCCGGUGGUGGUUGCUGGUGGCGUCGCCAUUGUGGCGGUGCCUCUGGUUGUGUCUCAGGUGUUUAGUAAUUUUAAGCCAUUUGGGGUUGAGUCUGCUAAGAAUGCUUAUGCAAAAUUGGGUGAUGAUGAAAGUGCUCAGUUGCUUGAUAUUAGAGCACCGUCGGAGCUCCGGCAGGUGGGUGUCCCGGACGUCCGGGGGCUGAGGAAGAAGCCGGUGGCGUUGGCGUAUAAAGGCGAGGACAAGCCGAGGUUCUUGAAGAAGCUUUCAUUGAAAUUUAAGGAGCCAGAGAAUACGACAUUGUUCAUUCUUGACAAAUUUGAUGGAAACUCUGAACUCGUUGCAGAGCUGGUCACUUCGAAUGGAUUUAAAGCUGCUUAUGCCAUAAAAGAUGGUGCAGAAGGAGCCCGGGGAUGGAUGAAUAGUGGUCUUCCUUGGAUACUACCAAAGAAAACAUUGAGUCUCGAUUUCAGCAAUUUGACUGAUGCAAUUGGAGAGGGGGCUGAAGCAUUGCCCGUUGCCCUUGGAUUCGCCGCUGCUGCGGGAUUAGGUUUAUUGGCAUUUUCAGAGGUAGAAACAAUACUCCAAGUUUUAGGCUCUGCUGCACUUCUUCAAGUUGUCAGCAAGAAGCUCCUUUUUGCAGAGGAUCGAAAGCAAACUUUGCAACUAGUUGAUGAGUUCUUGAGCACCAAGAUUGCCCCCAAAGAGCUUGUAGGCGAUAUAACGCAAAUUGGGAAGGCCCUUCUACCAUCCUCUGAUAUUAGCAAGGCUCUUCCAGCACCUGGAGAGUCGAGCCCUGCCACCACCGAAAACACAGUGCAGAAAGCAGAAGCUGUUGCCGAGCCACCAAAAGUUGAAGCAGUUGCUGAACGCACUCCUCAAAUUAAUUCAGUUCCCAUACCAGAAGUUAAAACAGAAUCACUUCCUGGAUUUUCAAGACCGCUUUCACCAUACCCAUUUUAUCCGGAUUUCAAGCCUCCAACAUCUCCAACCCCAUCACAACCCUAGAGAUGUAACGGCAAAUUGAAGGCUUGGUCUUUUUCUUCAACAGGCAAUUGUUUGGCUAGGUAUUCCCCGAGCCGACAUAUCAGUUACGAUGUAUGCUUCUCUUCUCUAUGAGAUUUUUGGGCUUAAAUGAAUUGCAAUGUAGACAAAAUGUAGACAAAGUUAGUUUCAUGAGUUGAAUAAUCUCUAUGAGUAGUAAAUAUAACAAUGAAAGAGAAAAACUUCGAUGUUGUUAAGUUAGUUUCAUGAGUUGAAUAAUUUCUAGUUUGUGUCUCAUGUAAAUGGGAAUAUUCUAUUAGCUAGAAUUGGAUGUGUAAACAAUGUUUAUAGUAAAUUGCUUGCUUCUGGUGUUGUUUGAUGUUGUUAA
Messenger RNA from Camellia sinensis, 2891 nucleotides. NCBI's taxonomy places the organism in Eukaryota, Viridiplantae, Streptophyta, Magnoliopsida, Ericales, Theaceae. The record is from RefSeq and is a predicted model, not a curated record.